GACUUUUCUGGAAGAUACCGAUGGCAUUUCAAAGACAAUGCAAGAAAUAUAUAAUUAACUAUUGCAUCUUCAUAACAGAUGGCCGCAUUACCCGGCCCUGAGCCUCACUUGCUCAAGAUUAGGAAGAGCACUGGCAAGAAUGGCAGAGCAAAACCAUCAGCAUCCAAGAAGCUUGCAAACAAAGAGGACAUCGAUCACUGGAAAAAGCGAGUUGAGAAGGCCUCAGAAUUCGCCCUGUCUGAGGUCUUCUUCCCCAGGAGAGCCCAGACGGGAAGCAAAAGCUUGGCCAUGGCCCUGCGGAGCUGGGAGCAGCUGAGAGAUCAUGACGAAGCCUACGCUGAAGCUCAGACCCUGUUGGGAGACUGGCUAGACAACACGUGGAAACCAGAGUUGGAUUUGGAGACACAUGGCCUGACAUGUGAGAAGGGGUGCCCGGCCACGCCGCCGCCCCCUGGAUUACACUACGACAACUUUGAUGAUCUAUACCACCACCUGGCUGAUGAAGAGGAUCACUGUGCCGUCGAGAACUUUCUCCAAGACCUGAAGAAGCAGAAAGUGUUGGAUGGAGGGAUGAUGGAGAAGCUGGUGUCGGACGGCGGCGGAACCAACAGGACCUUCAUGGACCCUGUCGUCACCAUGGAGCUGCGCCACCGGCAGGUGCGUGAGAACAGAGCCCUCAACGAGGAGGAGGCCAAGUUGAGGCGAGAGCAAGAGCAGGAGGAGAGGAAGAGGCAGGAGGCCAGGAGGAGGCAGCAGGAAAGGGUACAGCAGGAGAUUGUUAGGAUGCGGCGGCAGAGGGAGGAGAGGAAAGCCCUGGAACAGCGCCUCAGAUAUAGGGAUAGACUGGAAGGUCAAUGGACAUCCAAAAGCAUCCAGCCAGCUCCUUCAUCUCUCACAAUGCAGCAGCAGCAGCAGCAGCCAGAAGAAAACGCGCAACGGCACCAAGAAAAGAAAGUUGAAAUCUUUGUUCACCUGCAUAACCUGAAGUGUCUGCAGAGGCAUUUCUCGCGAUGGUACUCGGCGGUGAUGGAGCAGAGGCUGCGUAUGGGGAAGGCCAAGGCGCUGUGCGACUGGAAGAGGCAACUCGGGGCCUGGCAAGCAUGGCGGACCGUCAUGUGGGCUGGAAGGAAUCAGCGGGAGGUGUCAAAGACCGAGGAGGAGCUCCGCACUGAAAACAGACAACGACAGCUGGCCGAGGAAAGCGACCGAAGGCGGUUGCAACGACGAUACCUGCACGAGUGGCGGCUGUGGUGCCGGCAGGAACGCGACCAACGCGAGCUGCUGGCCCAACAGCAGGAGACCCGGCGCAAGAUGGCCGCUCUGAUCGACGCAGCCACGACGGGGCAGUUCAAACCCCCGGACACGCUGACAAGUGACCCGCCAGACAACACGGGAAAGGAUGAUCUCCAGAAGCCCAUCAAGACACGUACUCGAGUCCAUUUCAGCCGCCCCAAGGAAGCCACUACGGAGGCCCAGCAGGGAGACCAGGAAGCAGACAAGCCCAAAUCCGACGAUGAUUCGGCUGACCCAAAGACAAAAACCUUGCACGGAAGCCGCUUCGAAAACCGCCACGCCACCCAGAAGAAGAUCAUCAUGCAACAGAGGAGGCAGCUCAAAGAGCAACAGGAGGAGAUUGCAAAGCUCAAGCGGGAGAAGGUCAUGUCUGCUUGGCAGCUGGAGGCUCGCAAGACUUCUGCUUCCAGACAGUCACCACAGCUAAGAGCGCCGGCGGAAACAGCUGAACCCGAUAGCCCUGAUGCACCCCCGUGGCAAAAACCAAAGCCACCGACGUGCCCGAUCAUCUCAGCCAUGGAGGAGCGAGCUCGCGUCCGUGCCGAGCGAAAGAAGCAAACGGAGGAACUGAAGAGAGUGAAGGAAGAGGAAAAACAGGCGGAGAUGAAGGCUGCCGAGGAGCGGAAGCUGAAGGAGGAGGAGGUGGAGAAAGCCCAAAAGCUCCAUGAGAGAAGGUUGGCCAGGAUGAAGGAAGAGGAGAAACUGAAGCAAAUGAAGCAAGAGCGGCAACUCCUGGAUCGGGCCCGUCGCCACUACGACAGACAGGUGCUACGACGCCGAGGCCUGGCGCCAUGGAAAUGCCUCAUAGAGCUCAAGCAGGCCAAUGAAGAGCGGGCCGAAAAUCAUCACUCGGACUCCCUCCUGAAGCGAUCCCUUCUGCGAUGGCGCCACUUGACGAGGGAAGCUCUGUCUGAGAAAGAAGCUCGCGCUGACCAACUGCACCACAGACUUCUACUCCAGAGGAGCUUAAGCUACUGGAAAAGAUUGGAAGACCUGCGGCUCCUCCAGGAGUCGCAGGCGGAUGUCUUCUGUCGCGCCCACACGCUGAGGAGGUUCCUGCGAGCUCUGCAGGACCACGUGAUCCAGGAGAAGAGGCUGGCGCUGGAACAUCAGCAGAUGGCAGAGGAGCACGACAACAGAGCGGCGAUCCGGCGAUGCUUCCAGGCCUGGAGGCUGCUUCCUUGUCUGGAGCGCAAAGAAAGGGAACGCGAGGAAAGACGCGAAAGACUUUGCAGAAAAGUGAAUGAGGUGCUGCCCAGUUUUUGGUCACGUCCUCUGUGAAAAGCCCGGCGGCGGACCAACUCACAAACACAGCAGGUCGUCAAUCAUUUAUUGAGAAAUGAAGAACGGACACACUGUUAAAGCCGUACAAAGUCAGCCCGAGUCAUGUACAACAGUCACUCUUCAGCCAUUGUUAAACAACAAGACGUCUU
Hippocampus zosterae (dwarf seahorse) is the source of this 2726-nucleotide messenger RNA. RefSeq names its product coiled-coil domain containing 191 (gene ccdc191). Bases 79 to 2574 code for a protein of 831 amino acids. The record is from RefSeq and is a predicted model, not a curated record. Gene Ontology annotation, molecular function: phosphatase binding. Lineage: Eukaryota; Metazoa; Chordata; Actinopteri; Syngnathiformes; Syngnathidae. The transcript is spliced from 17 exons.